This is a messenger RNA of Gilbertella persicaria, 1293 nucleotides long. Its product is annotated as ergosterol biosynthesis ERG4/ERG24. Bases 1 to 1293 code for a protein of 430 amino acids. The record is from RefSeq and is a predicted model, not a curated record. The transcript has 3 exons. Gene Ontology annotation, cellular component: endoplasmic reticulum membrane. Gene Ontology annotation, biological process: ergosterol biosynthetic process. Gene Ontology annotation, molecular function: Delta24(24-1) sterol reductase activity. NCBI's taxonomy places the organism in Eukaryota, Fungi, Mucoromycota, Mucoromycetes, Mucorales, Choanephoraceae.
AUGAUGGUUGGCUUCCCUUGUCUCAUGUACUACUUUUGGAUUUGUCUUGAGUAUCAUCAAGGUAAAUUAAUUACUCCCAAGUCUUAUACAAAAGAUGGUAUUGUGCAAUUCUUGUCUGAAGAAAUUAUUGCUAAAAUCAUGACUGGCGCUUUCCCUACUUUAUUUGCUAUCAAGACUUACAUGGGUUACAUUAUGAUCUCACUUACUUUGGCUUACAUCAUGCCCGGUCCUGUUGUUGAGGGUCUUCCAAUUCCUUCUUUGAAUGGUGCUAGACUCAAGUACCUUUGUAAUGGUCUAUCUCAAUGGUAUUUGACACUUGUUCUUGCUGUUAUUGUUCAUGUCACUGGUAUCUUCCGUUUGACCAGUAUUAUCGACAAUUUCGGUAGUAUUAUGACUGUUGCUAUGAUCUGGGGUUUCACUAUGUCCACCACUGUCUUUGUUACAUCUAUUUUAUCCGGCACUCAACACCGUAUGUCAGGUAAUCUCAUUUAUGAUUAUUUUAUGGGUGCUCCUUUGAACCCUCGUAUUGGUCAUGUUGACUUGAAGAUGUGGGCUGAAUGUCGUGUUCCUUGGGUUAUUUUGUUCUUCACUUCUGUUUCUUGUGCUUUAAAGCAAUAUGAAACUCGUGGUUACAUCACUGCUCCCGUUGCUUUUAUGGUACUUGCUCACUUUUUAUACUGUAAUGCCUGCCACAAGGGUGAAGAAUGUAUCCCUACUUCUUGGGACAUGUUCUUUGAAAAGGAUGGUUUCAUGCUCAUUUUCUGGAACAUGGCUGGUGUACCUUUUACUUAUGGUUAUUCCUCCAUUUACUUGAUGAAGUAUGACUUGACUACUGGUCAUGCUAUUACUCACAGCUUGCCUUACACUGUUACUAUCUUUGCUAUCUUAAUUUUCGCUUAUUAUGUCUUCGAUACUGCUAAUUCUCAGAAGAACCGUUUCCGUAUGGAACAAAAUGGCUCUUACUUUGACCGUAAUGCCUUCCCUCAACUCCCAUGGGGUAGAAUUAAGAACCCUACUUAUAUCAAGACUGAAAACGGUAAUUUGUUAUUGACUUCUGGAUGGUGGAAGUAUGCUCGUAAGCCACACUACACUGCUGAUUUAUUCCAAUCCCUUUCUUGGGGUUUGAUUACCGGUUUUGGCUCUUUCUUGCCUUACUUUUACUUCACUUUCUUCCUUUGCGUCUUGACCCAUCGUGUCUCAAGAGACAUUGAACGUUGUGCCAAGAAGUAUGGCAAGGACUGGGAAAAGUACUGUGAAGCAGUUCCUUACAUUUUUAUCCCUUACGUUUUCUAA